AGAUUCCAGGUGGGGGACAUUUUCUCCCUGGGGCUUCCCUGCCCCAUCCAUGGGCAGUGUCUGAGUUCCAGACGGGGUUCUGUCCUUGUCCCUUUCCCCCAGCUCCUUCCUUGUAGCUUUCUUGCCCAGGAUUUACUCUCACCUGUUGCUAUAGGGAAAGGAAUGCCUCAGUUCCUGUUUUGAAGGAGAACGGUGCCGGUGGAGUUAUAUAGGGAAGAAAAUGGGCAAGGGCCAAGCUGGUGGAGAAAAUCUGGCCGAAAACAUUUCUGAGGAUCCCUCUAAGCAGCUGGCUUUUAGAGAAGGUGUCCUGGCCAUGAUGGAAGAGAAGAUGGCAGAACCAAAGGGGGAGGGUCUUGGUUAGACUUGAGCUGGUGGGACUGGGGGCAGAGCUAAGGGCAUUGGGUGAGGGAAGAGUGAAUUGUACUGAGAUUUAGGAUUAAAGGGCCAUAGAUUUAAAGCUAUGCAGGACCUUGGAGGUCAGCUGGUCCAUCCACUUGGUUAUCCAAAUGAGGAAACAGGCCCAGAGUGGUGAGGUGGAUGCCUGUUUGCAGAAGGGCUGGACAAAGUCAGCCUAUCAGGUUCCUUCUUGCUUUGGGAAUCUAGGCAUCCCCUUGGGAUCCGGUCCCUUUAUUCUGGGUCUCCCCAGAUUGUUUGGUCAUUCCUCCCAUCCUAGAUCAUUGGGAUACUACACGUGGCAUAAGGAUCAAGGAUUGGUGGUGAUGGAAGGUGUUUGAGGAGGUAAUACUGGAUGUAGGAAAGAGCCCCCAUUGGUGGGAGUCAGGAGUCCUGAUCCAAUAAGAUAAUUGUGAAGUGCUUAGCAUAAUGCCUGGCAUAUAGUAAGUGCUAUGUAAAUGUUCGCUAUUGUUAUUAGUGUCACAUUUUUUUUUAUAGCUUACAGAGCGACUUCUCAACACCUAAGUUUUCCUUAUCUGUGAAAUGAGGGUAACUGCACCUGUCCACAAACCAGAAACCAGUGGAAACAUUUAAAUAUAAAGAACCAGAAUGGGGAAGGAGUGGACAGUUCAGAAAGGGUUGGUCAUGGAGAGUGCAAAGGGGGGAUCUACUUCUCAUUCCCUUCUUCCCUUGUGGGGAUGUUGUGAAAAGACAAUGAGAGAAGGUAUGGAAAACAGACCCUGGAUUCUUCUUUGUCCCCUUCCUCCAGACUGAUCCCUGGGCCCUGGGUGCCCACUGGCCCUGACCUGAUCUAGACCCAGCCCAAGCCGUUUCCCCUCAAAGUUGAGCUACCCCCGUCCGUGGCAGGUGCUCUGCACCAUGAUCAGGAUCCAGGGAAGUUGAGCCAGCGGUGUCUUAGAAGCAGAAGGACCCAGCUCAGGGACGGGAGCUCAGAGCCAUCCAUCCCUUCUAGACAGAGAGAGUCCUUGGACCACCCCAGAAGUGAGAGAAAACGCCAGCCUUGAAAAGGGUCUAGGCACUUGGGAGGAACCGGCAGACACAGAAGCUCCUAACAAGAUGGACCGAGUGACCAGGUACCCCAUCUUAAGCAUUCCCCACUCAUCCAAGGUCAGUGACCUGCCAAGUGACCAGGAAAGCCACUACACCUUUGACGUUGUUCAAGUAGAGUCGGUGUCUCCGGGCUGGGACGAGGACUUUGUUAGAAUGAAUUCUGGUGGCCAAAGCUUCAUAUUUGGCCCAGAGGAGACGUCAGGCCUGAGGAUGAUGACUGUCACUCAGGAAACUGUCCCCAUGCCCCACCUGGUCAAGGAGACGCAGCAUGUCCUGAUUGAAAACUAUAGUGUCAACCAGUGGAACCCUUCUUGGGAGCAAAAGUCCCAGUUAGAGGUGGUGGAGACAGGACCUACCUACACCCUCCGAGCUUGCCCAGAGGAGCGGCACCCUGGGAAGUUGUACUCUGGAGAGGACGAGGAGAAGGAACAGCAGCUGUACCACCUGGGCCCUGGUGAAGACGUCUUUCCAAAGAGGAGGAAGGAUUUAGAACGGGAGCGAGAGGCGGUCAUCCGGGGCCAGGUGGUGAAGAGGAGCACCACGGUGGCCACUCGCUGGAGCUCCCAAGAGGAGCUGGAUAAGAUCUACUUUGGCCAGGACCCCUCCCCCACCUCAGCCUCUGACUCUGAGAAUGUCAUAGAUACCGAACAGAUUAACUUCCUGGCUGCCCGCAAGCAGUUCAUGAAUUUAGAGAAGUUGACCUUGAACUCCCAACCCCCUCAGAAGCCCAUGGGAAGGACCAUGCAGAGCACAAGGGCAUCACCCGAAGUAGGCCCGGCUAAUGUUGGCCAAAGCUCCAGAUCCUGUUGGUCUAGUAGGGUUGGCCUGACCAACGGUUCCAUCACAGGCCAGGGGAAGGACGGUGCUGAGGGAGCUAGGCCCGGCCUGGCUCUGGCCCCGACCUCCUAUAGCCGCUCUGUGAGCCAGUUAUCCUGGGCAUCUGUUGAUGGUGCCCAAGCCCUGGGCUCUGAGGAGAUGUCACCAGAAUCGGUUCUUCCUGAUGAGGGGCCAAAGGAGACACCCAUUGAGAGAGAGAUCCGGCGGGCUCAGGAGCGGGAGGCCGAUCUCCGGCAGCAGCGGGGGCUGCAGCGAUCAGGCAGCCGGGAUGAGCUGGUGGAGGUCCCGGCCAGGCCGCUGUUGUCCAACAUAACCCUGAUCACUUCCACCCCCAAGAAAGUGAAGGAGAUGGGGCGGCCAUCAUCCUUGUACAUACAGAGAGAGAUAGCCCUGGACACAAAGCGUGAGGAAGACUACCGCCGGCAGGUUGGGCGCUCUGAGCCCACCAAUGAUGCCACUAGAGCCUCUACACCAUGUCAGUUGGCCAGAGACUCAGAGAUCCCCAAAGAAGCCCCCGAGAUGAGACGAGUGCAGAGCUCUGACUCCAUUCUGAGUCUGACUUCAGACACCCACCCAGUGGAGGCCACCCUGGAAGGAAGGAAGAUUAAUCGCAUUCCAUUGGAGGCCUACCAGCCUUACCUGGGCCCACAUAGCGCUAAGAUGGAAUUCCCAUCUUAUUCUUCCUACAAACAGGCUUCCUCACUGGGCUCCGGGUACCACACUAUGGGCUCCGGGCAGGAGGAAGGUGUGGCCACACCUCCACCCUCCUCACAGAAGGCAUCCUGGGAUGGGGAGCAGAUCAGGGAACAGCCAUGGAAGUUGCAGGCCUCCACCAUUCAAAGGCAGGAGGCGUGGAGGUCACCACACCAAGAGUCCACUCGAAAGGCCUGGGAUGCUCAGCAGCAGGAUGCUGCCAAUGCUAGCCAGGGUGUGGUGCCUCGAAGCUACUUCUGUUUACAGCCCAUGAAGGCCAAGGUCAGCUGCUCCCCUGAAUCAGAGGAGGUGAAUGUUCCCCAGCAGGACCGUGCCUGGGAGCCCAAGGGCCGUGUUGAAGAGGUGGCCAUCCACAUCAAGCCUCUGAAGUCCCAGUCCUCGAGCCUUCUGGAGAUGGAGAUCCAAAGUGUCCUGCAACGGGAGAGGGAACUGGAGGAAGAGCGCAGGAAUGCCAUGUUCCCAGAAGUCUUCUCCCCUGCUACAGAGCUGGACCAGUCAUUCGAAUGGGAAAAUCCAAAUUCUAGGUACUCAUCUAUGGCUUCAGGUAUCACAGGAAGCUACUCUGUGUCUGAAACGCCCACCUUCUCCCCUGUCCACUUCCACUCAGGCUUGGUGUGGAAGGUGACAGAGCAGACACCCGGACAAGGUGUGCGCUGGAGGACGAAGAGGGAUGGAGGGUAUGCAGGCCUGGACACAUCUGAUGCUGUUAACACAGAGAUUGUGGAAGCCACAAAGGUGACCCGACAUAAGAAUGCUAUAGCUACUCGCUGGGAAGCUGGAAUAUAUGCCAGUGAGGAGGAAGACUGAGCCCCCAAGUCUAGGCCAGGCACACGCUAAGCGAUAGCCAGCGUAGAGCUAGGGGGAAAAUGGCGCCCAGGCCUUCUCUCCCCACCUGACUAUCCCUCCCUAUCCUAAAACAAGAUCCUACCAUCAAUCAGCAAGUGGCUGGUGGAGGGAGUUGAAGGCAUGUAAAGAUUUUCCUCCUUGGAGACUUGUUUUUAUAUAAUCAAAGAAGCUAAAAUCAGGUGGCGAUAAUAUGGAAAUAUGUUUUGCAUGACUACACAUGUAUAAUCUAUAUCAAAUUGCCUGCCUUCUCAUGGGGGAAAGGAGAGGGGAGCGGAGAGAGAAUUUGGAGCUCAAAAUUUUAAAAAGUGAUUGUUAAAUAAUUGUACAUGUGUAAUCUGUAUCAAAGUGCUUACCUUCUCAAGGAGGGGGAGGGGAAGGGAGGGAAUC
Phascolarctos cinereus (koala) is the source of this 4248-nucleotide messenger RNA. The record is from RefSeq and is a predicted model, not a curated record. NCBI's taxonomy places the organism in Eukaryota, Metazoa, Chordata, Mammalia, Diprotodontia, Phascolarctidae.